Molecule: messenger RNA, 1661 nt
Organism: Astyanax mexicanus (Mexican tetra)
Lineage: Eukaryota; Metazoa; Chordata; Actinopteri; Characiformes; Acestrorhamphidae
Gene: nol7
Product: nucleolar protein 7
Exons: 8
Coding region: 35-685 (216 amino acids)
Cellular component (GO): nucleus
Molecular function (GO): RNA binding
Source: RefSeq, a predicted model, not a curated record
UCCUCGGGUCUGUGAUAUCAGCGCGUCUCUCAGCAUGGCGAAGCUUCAGCGUGGGGAGUCUGAGUGUGAGUUAGAAAAAGGAGUGAGAGUUAGUGUAGUAAUGUCUGAUUCCAGUGAGGAUGAGGGUCCUGAAGAGGUGGCGUUUGAAGAGUCUAGAUCCGCUGCUCUGAAGAGUGAGGAGGAGAAGCUGCAGGCCGCUAAGAGGGAAAAGGAGCUGCUGAAGGAGAAAAGAAGAAAAAGGCAGCAGUUUUUCCAGGAACAAAAGAAAAAAAGGCUUCUUUCAGACACACUUUUGGAAGAGUUUGAUACAGUACCACAGAAACAAAAGAAGCUUUCAGAUGACAGAGAUGAGGAGAAGGACAAGAAACAGCAGAAGCUGACUAAGUCAAAGAAAAAGAAAGCAUCUAGAAGUUUGCAGGGAAACUGCAGUGUGAUGCGGCUGAAGGACGAGUCCGCUGAUUCUUCAAUGCAGCAGUCAGCCAUGGACUUCAUUCAAGCACGCCUCUACGGAUCAGGAACCUUGAGAACAACCAAUGCUGAGCUUCUGUCCCUGGAAAAGAAAAGGGGUGUGAAAAAGGGAGCUGCAGUGCAGUUUGUGAAUAAGAAAUGGGGAGCAGAACAGAAGGCCAAGGCUGAGAAGUCCAACAAGAGAUUUAUUCACAGGCAGAAGCUCGUUACCACCUGAGAGCUGGAACAUUUUUUUUAUUGGAUGUUUUGGAGGUGAUGGCUACAUCAAAGAAAACUUUCCAGCUCACCUCACUGGACCUUUCUGCUGUUUUAGCAGCUGCGGCGGCUGAAGGUUGGAGGGCUGUAGGCAAAGUGACUGGUCCAGAGUUGCCACAAACCCCCUGUAGACAAACAUUAUAGGGGGUCUUAUGGCUGUGGAAGCACCUCAUAGUGAAAUAACUGUGUAAUUUGAGUUUAAGUCAUUGUAAAACAAAAAAACUUGGACGUUUUUGGUUGUAUUAUAUUAUGGUCACAGUGGAUAGUGUUCUGAUACUGGGCCUUAUUGAAAAUACAGUUAUGUAAUCUUAUCUUGUUUAUGAUUGAUUUAAAUUGAGUUGAGUGCUGGUAUGAAAAUUGCUGUAACUAUUAGUUAUUAACUAGUUUUGCAGACAGGGGUAUUAGGCCUAGUUUUGGACUGCAUAUCAUUUUUGAAUAGAGAUUUAGCAUUGAAAGAUGAAUUUAGUCUUGGACUAGGCUUAAUCCCUGUCUGGGAAACUGACCCAAUAUGUCCUUGAAGUGAAGGAGAUAUUACAUUUUGUUUUAAAGCAGCGGCUUUAGUUAAAUCGAAUCUUUAUCAUUUACACAAUUUACUCCUAGACCGGUUAAAUGCGGUUAGGUAAUUUAUCUCUUGGCCAGCAUUUUAUAUGUUUUAGUUUGAUUGUUUAAGUGGUACAAAUUUGAAAAGCCUGUAUUGUUAAGCAGACCAGUAUGUGUGUUAUGUUUUUCCCUGGAUGACCAGCUUUCCUACCACCUCAAAGACCAGCUUAACCCUUCCAACACCACAGAUCAGUACUAGCUAGGCUUGAGUUGGAUUUUUUUUAGGAGAUUUUCUUUGUUGUCUGAAGUAAAGACAGCCCCUCUGUACAUUUUUGGUUAAAUGUUUGCUUUAAAUAAUGUACAUGCUUUAUUUUCUAAAAACAAACAAGACAAUUGAA